Arabis nemorensis is the source of this 1545-nucleotide messenger RNA. The record is from the annotation of a GenBank genome assembly. Lineage: Eukaryota; Viridiplantae; Streptophyta; Magnoliopsida; Brassicales; Brassicaceae.
AUGGUCACUUUUGAUUUUCAAAAUUGUCUGAUCUUAACCUUCAUAUGCCUCUUCACAACUCUCUUUAUCUUUGUCUUUGUCUUCUUCUUCACGAAACCAAAGAAUGGCAUUGAUCUGCCUCCAAGCCCUCCUUCUCUUCCGAUCAUUGGUCAUCUUCACCUUCUCCUCACUGCUCCAAUCCACAAGUGUUUUCACAAAAUCUCAUCCAAGUACGGACCUUUCCUCCAUCUUCGAAUCUUCCAUGUCCCUGUCGUUCUCGUCUCCUCUGCCUCAGUCGCCUACGAGAUCUUCAAGGACCACGACAUGGACGUCUCCUUUCGUGGUGCUGUUGCAAUUGAUGAGUGUCUUGUGUUUGGCUCUUUUGGCCUCCUCAGAGCUCCCUAUGGAGAUUACUGGAAGUCCAUAAAGAAAAUCAUCGUUACUAAGGGGAUUGGACCCCAGGCGCUGGAGCGGUCACGUGACGUUCGUACAGUUGAGCUAGAGCGUUUCUACAAAAAUCUGCUUGAUAAGGCGACUGAGAAACAGAGCGUCGAUAUCGGUGUGGAAGCGAGGAGACUCGUGGUCAAUACCCUCGGAAAGUUGAGCAUGGGAAGUAGUUUUUCAGAGGGGGUGAGUGUCUCAGAUUUUACUGUCGAGUUAGCUGCCUUGUCCGCUAAUUUCUUUGUGGCACAAAUAUUUCAUAAGCCGCUUGAGAAGGUUGGGAUAUCACUGUUAAAAUAUCAGAUAAUGGAGGUAUCACACAGAUUUGAGGAGGUGCUAGAAAAUAUUCUUGUGAAAUACGAAGAAAAAAUGGACGAGCAUCAAGGUAAUGAAUUUAUGGAUGCAUUGUUGGCAGCUUAUCGAGACGAAAAUGCAGAGUAUAAGAUCACUAGAUACCACAUCAAGGCCUUAUUUGCGGAGCUUUUCUUUGGAGCCGGUGACACCUCUUCACAAACAACACAGUGGGCUAUGGCAGAAAUCAUCAACAACCCUAAGAUCCUUGAGAGAUUGAGAGAAGAAAUCGAUUUUGUGGUAGGGAAAUCAAGGUUGCUUCAAGAAACUGAUCUACCUAAACUCCCUUACUUGCAAGCGGUCAUCAAGGAAACUCUAAGAUUGCACCCGGUGGCACCUGUCUUGUCAAGGGAAUUUCAACAAGGGUGUAAGAUCGGAUUCGGAGGAUUCUACAUUCCUGAGGGCACAUCACUUGUUAUUAAUGCUUAUGCGGUGAUGAGAGAUCCUGAGUUUUGGAGAGAUCCUAAUGAGUUUAAACCAGAGAGGUUUCUAGAGCAAGAGGAGGAGAAAAGAGACAAAGCACUGAAGUUCCUCGCUUUUGGCGCGGGAAGGAGAGCAUGUCCUGGAUCAAAUCUAGCUUCUAUCUUAGUAGAAACCGCAGUUGGAGUUAUGGUACAGUGCUUUGAUUGGGAUAUCGAAGGAGGAAAGAAGGUCAACAUAGAAGAGGCUUCUGGAUUAAGAUUCUUCUUGGCUUUGGCUCAUCCCCCUAAGUGCACUCCUCUUCCUCGAAUCAUAAACGAUUUAACUUCUAAUAUGCAGAUUUCCAGUUCGUGA